Polyodon spathula (Mississippi paddlefish) is the source of this 1548-nucleotide messenger RNA. RefSeq names its product solute carrier family 35 member F1 (gene slc35f1). Bases 286 to 1449 code for a protein of 387 amino acids. The transcript is spliced from 8 exons. Lineage: Eukaryota; Metazoa; Chordata; Actinopteri; Acipenseriformes; Polyodontidae. Gene Ontology annotation, biological process: transmembrane transport. The record is from RefSeq and is a predicted model, not a curated record. Gene Ontology annotation, molecular function: transmembrane transporter activity. Gene Ontology annotation, cellular component: membrane.
CUGAGGCAGGCAUUCGGAAGCAGUACUGGAUCUGGGGGACUUCUAUGCAACCAGCACAAGGGCGCAGGUGCAUCUAACAGCUUAAGCGUACAUUGCAAGACUCAAAUCUCACAUUUUAACUGGAUAUACAACGGCUUAAACUUCAACCAUGGAACAUUAACUAUACAGUUGCUUGUUCUGCAACGGAAUUUUGCGAUUCUCUCUCUCUCGCUCUCUCUCUCGCUUUCGCUGUACUUCGAAAGUAUAGAAUGCACCCUGCUUUCUGAUUAUCUUUGUAUCCCAGCAAUGAUCCCCGAGCAGCAGAAUCAUGUUGUUGCUACUAUUGAAAACAUACCUGCUGAAAGCAUUGCAGCGUCACCCACGGUGCUCCAGAGGAUAAGGAAAGUCUUUAACAGGGAGCUGUUGCUGUCUCUGGCUCUGGGCCAGGUUCUGUCACUGCUGAUUUGUGGCAUCAGCCUGACGAGCAAGUACUUGGCAGAUGAUUUCAAAGCCAACACUCCUGUCUUUCAAAGUUUUCUUAACUACAUCCUUCUGUUCCUGGUCUACACUACCACGUUAGCUGUUAGACAAGGAGAAGAGAACUUAUUGGUAAUAUUGAAAAGAAGAUGGUGGAAGUACAUGAUACUAAGCUUGGUAGAUAUAGAAGCCAAUUACCUGGUAAUCAAAGCUUAUCAGUACACCACACUGACAAGUGUGCAGCUGCUAGACUGCUUUGUUAUGCCUGUGGUGCUGUUACUGUCCUGGUUCUUCUUGCUGGUGAGGUACAAGGCAGUUCACUUCAUUGGAAUCGGAGUAUGCCUGCUGGGGAUUGGCUGCAUGGUGGGAGCUGACGUGCUGGCUGGAAGGCAGCAGGGGCUGGGAGAACACAAGCUCCUGGGAGACCUGUUGGUGUUGGCUGGAGCCACACUGUAUGGCAUCUCCAAUGUGUGUGAGGAGUUCAUUGUGAAGAACCUCAGUCGGGUGGAGUUUCUAGGAAUGAUUGGACUCUUUGGGUCUUUCUUCAGUGGCAUACAGCUAGCUAUAAUGGAACAUAAGGAACUGUUAAGGGUACCAUGGGAUUGGCAAAUAGGGUUACUGUAUAUUGGAUUCAGUGCUUGCAUGUUUGGCCUGUAUAGUUUCAUGCCAGUGGUCAUUAAAAGAACCAGUGCCACAGCUGUCAACCUAUCCCUUUUAACAGCAGACCUGUACAGUCUCUUCUGUGGAUUGUUCCUUUUCCAUUUCAAGUUUUCAGGUCUGUACCUGCUGUCCUUUUUUGCCAUCAUCAUGGGGUUGAUAUUGUACGCCUCCUCUUCAACCUAUGUUGCCCAGGACCCUCGGGUCUACAAGCAGUUCCGCAACUCCUCAGGACCUGCGACAGACACCCCAGUCACAGGGCCGCUGGAGCCAUCUGUCACCUACACCAGUCUGGGGCAGGAGACUGAAGAGGAGCCCCGCAUUCGAGUGGCCUGAGCUGGAAGUGGGGCAGGGGUGGGACAAGGGGACACUGCCAUUACACUGUGUAACACAAUUUUUGUUCCUGGGUAGUAAGUGUUAUUUCCUAAUUGCUUA